Messenger RNA from Paramuricea clavata, 7193 nucleotides. NCBI's taxonomy places the organism in Eukaryota, Metazoa, Cnidaria, Anthozoa, Malacalcyonacea, Plexauridae. The record is from the annotation of a GenBank genome assembly.
AUGAAGGUUGAAAUAAGGAAGUAUCAAGUGAUAGAGAAAUAUGAAUGUGAAAAUGGGGAUAUUGCUGCUUCUGCUUGUGGAAGAUUAAAUAAGGAAGAUAACAAUAAGAAAGAAGACAAAGUGGGUAUGAAAAACAAAAUCACGAAAUAGAUAACACAUCGAACAGUGUACAUGAAUUAAAUUAACAACGAUAUGACAAAUACAAGCUAACAGUCAUGUUACCAAUUUGAAAAAAAGAAGAAUGCAGAUUUGGAAACAACUGUAAAUUUAAACACGUAAAGCCGCCUUUAGCAACUUUAAUUUGGCAUUUUACAAAAUAAUAUAAUAAAUAAAUACAUACCAAAUAAGGCAUGGCACAAACGGGAAAAGUCCCAUGCAAGAUGCCAGUCAUCUUUAAAUGAGACUACACAAUUAUUAACAAAUAUAUAAAAAUUAUCACAUACAAUAUUUAUCUGUGCAGGAACACGACCUGCAAAGUGAGUAAGUACAAGCCAUAUCAGGCUCAAAGAUAUCUAGUAAGUCUUUAUAUGUUUUAUUAAGAAACGCCUUGAAACUUGAUAAUGUUGAAAAAGUUCCACUAGGUGCUAUCUUGAGAAUUUGGUUCCACUGUUUCACUAUCCUAUAAAGUAUGAAGCUUGAUAGGUACUAGUCACAAUGAGGUGUCCGUAAAUAAUGCGAGUGACGUCGCCUUCCUUGUUCUACCCCGGACAGCAGAUGUAAAUUUGGUCAAACCAAGAUCAACAAGUUUAUAUAUAUGUACAUUUAUGGUAAUAAAUCAAAUCUAAAAAAUCAAGUCGGUGUAAACGUUCUAACUAAGUGAGUUCUCCACGUUUACAUCUGAGAAUCCAUCGUGUAGCACGUCGUUUCACUCCCUCAAUCCUUUUCAUUACCGCAAUGUUGGUCGGUGACCAAACUUGUGUGCAGUAAGGAACCGUAAUUUUUUGUAAGCUUUGUUGCGAAUUACCUUUCUAUGACAUGAAGAUUGUUCACACAAAGAUUUGAGUUUGUAAUUGAUGGGAUCGAUCUAAUCAUGAUCCCGAAUUGUAUUUUUGCGGGGGGUCCGACUAAGUGUUUGAACCGUAUUUUUCGGUUAGCUUUUCCAUAUUCUCUUUUCUAUAGUAAGACUGCAUAAGCACAAUUACAGCCUUAAGGCUAAUGAGGUCCAUUAAAGGUCCGAAUUUGAGGCAUUUGUAAGGGCCUGGACCCCAAACGAACCCAAAUCGGGCAAGCUGACCAAUGAAAAUGUUUUGUCCUUGAUGGUACCCUUUCAUAGAGGUGGUCAGCACUUUUGAGGAAAAUGGGUCAUAAUGUUAUGUUAGUAGCUUCUGGACUAUAUUAGUUGAGACUGAAUAAGAGAUAAGUACAAGGUUCUUCUAACACGUGUUUCGAUCAUGGUAUAGCAGGUCCUACGCAAAAGACCCAACAUUUUGUAGCUUUAUGGCGCCAUCACGUGCGUAACGUGGGAGUCCCAUUUCAGAGUACAAUUGAUUGUUAUGCCCAAAUCUAAUUCCUCAUCACGACGUGCAAGUUCGUUACCGGCAAGGCUGUAUAAAGGAUAUUCGAUAGGAGAUUUCUUUCGCGUCACAUGCAGUGAGAAUGUUAAUUACACUUUGACGAGUUGAUUCAUUCUACUUUCGUUACUCUACUCGUCCAGACUGUGCAGAUCACCUUGUAGGGAGAUGGAGUCGUUCAAAGUCACUAUGGAUGGGUAAACUUUGCUGUCAUCAGCAUAGAGGGCAGCAUUCGUGUUUGGUGACAACGUGUCCACAACAUUAUUUGUAAAAAUACAAAAUAAUAUUGGCCCUAAGAUAAUUCCCUGAGGGACACCUGAUGUCACAGGUGACCAAUCUGUAGCAAUGUUUUCGACAACGACUCGCUGAUACCGAUUUGUUAGCUAACUUUUGAACCAGAGUAAUAAUGAGCCACUGACUCCGUGAGCCUGACGCUUCUGCAGGAGUAUUUUCUGGUCAACGGAGUCAUAGGCCUUGGAGUAAUCAAGAUAUAUCAUAUCUGUUUGCUUGUUAUUAUCCAAGUUUUUGCCGACAUCAUGCAAAACGGUCAAAAGUUGAGUUACACAUGACCGUUUCUUCACAAAAUUAUUUAUUAGCGGAAAAUUAAGGUCCUGAAAGACAAAUUCGUUCAACUCAGGAGCGGAGUUAUAAAAAAAUAAAAUUAAAAGCAGUGUUUCCGUUAUGAAAACUGUAUUGUUCCAUUUUUCAUUCGUAUUCAUUGGAAAUGAAUUAGAAAUGCAAUUAGCCAUUUCCCAAUCGAGCAGAGUACUGGGUCUAGUCGCUUGUUUGGGGGGACAAAAAAUAAACUAUUAUAAUAAGGCAUCUUUUAACAUGUAUUUAGCUCGCUCACUAUAACUUGUUGUCCCUCCAAACAUCAACUAGACCCAGUCCUCUGCUUGAUUGGGAAAUGGCUAAUUGCUUGUUGCGGAAACAUCGAAACAAUUUUGUUGUUUUUCUUUUAUUUUUCAGGCAGUGAUAAAGCCAUUUAAAAGUUGUAGUAGAUUAACUUUAAAUAUAACAGUAAUUAAACAAAAAUUGACAUUCAAAGAAAAGAUUUGUCAUGAUGUUGUGUUUUGUUAUACUACAUUUUGGGCGAUAUUUUUCCAUCUUUCUUGCAUUAUAAAAUUGACAACAAAAUUGCAAAUCCUUACGCACUCCUCGAGUGCCUAUUUUUGAGUUUGUUACGAACGAGAUAUCAUCUUGGAGAUUGUUCUCAUCACAUUUUGGUUGAAAUAUCGAGGCAAAAUAGGAAUUAAACAUUUCAGCUUUAUCCUUAGCAGUGAACGAACAUAUUAUAGAUAGGGGUAUUGGGUUACUUGUGGGUAACAAGCCUGUUCGCGGGCGACCUGAGUAUCGGGAAAAACAACGAACAUGUGAGACUUUGUGAGCGAGAGUUUUGUGUAAAAAGUGGGAGUUUUUUAUAGUUUAUUAAACUUUACUAAAACAUAAUACGAGAGUUUUAGUGUGCCGACACAAGUUCGGCACAUUUUGGUGCCGUGACCAGGAUUGAACAACGAAAUAUUUGCGGAUAAAGACGAGAAAUUGAGGGUAUUACGAAAUCCAAGAUGGCGGACGAACUUGAACAACAAGAAAUUGAGGAGAAUGAUACGGUAGAAAUCACUCAGGAGGAGAAAGACCAGGAGAAAAAGAUUAGAAAAGAGAUUGAAAAGCUGCAGUUUUAUCUCGAGGACGUCGACGAAUUAUUGGAAAGUGAGGAUUUUAAUGAAAUCAAACAAGUACGCAAGCGAACACAGCAGAUUCAAGAUAAUAUGAACGACUUGGUGUCGCAUUUACAAGAAUUAAAAAUUGAGCUGGGAAAUUCAUCACAAAGAUCUAUUAGACAGUGGACAAGAGAUUUGAAGGCAGAGUAUGCACCACUAUGUGAGAAACGUGCGAGGUUGUGUAGGGUACUAGACGAUAGACAGAGACAUGAAAACUUGAGAGCUGAGGAAGAAGUGGCGAUCAGAAAGAUGGAGAAAGAAGAGCAACUACGUAGGCAGAUCCAACAACGAGAGAAAGAAAUGUGGGAAGAAAGAAUGAGAGCGGAGUUAGUGCUGGCAGAGAAGAAAAUUCAGAUGGAGAAAGAAGCUAAAGCAAGUAUAUCGAAACUACCAGAGUUGAAAAUAUCACCCUUUAAUGGCACUUCUGCUGACUGGAUAAGGUUUGAGAAUAUGUUUUCCUCACAAGUUGGCAGCAAGUCCAUUUCGGACGCUGAGAAAUUUGGGUACCUGUUAGAGCUCGUGAAUCCGAAGGUGAGAGGUAGACUUUCGAACUUUAAGCCGGGGUCAGAAGGUUACAAAACAGCAUGGGAAAGGUUGAAAAUGGAAUAUGGUCAUAAUAAAUUAGUAAUUGCAGCUCAUAUGGAGGAGAUUAUUAAGUUACAGACGGUGAGAGGAAGAAAUUACGAUAAGGUAUGUGAAUUUUAUGAAAGUAUUUGCAAAAACUAUGACGCACUGCAAACGUUGAGUGAAGAAGCUAUGUUAAAGGGAUUGGUGGUAUCUACUUUAAAUAAACUCCCCCAGGUUAAGCCUGAUUUAGUACGUAUGGAUAAUUGGGAAGAUUGGAACAUGAAACAAUUGUUAUCAGCAUUACAGGGGUGGUUGAAGCGUAACAAAACAGAAGAGGUAUCAACUAAGGAGCAUGAAAACCCAAGAAAGAGGGAGCGAAACUGGUAUACCCAAAAGGGGGGAGAGUUUACCAAUGGUAAAGGCAAGGGCCCGGUCUGUAUUUAUUGCGAAGGACAGCACUGGGGAGACCAAUGCACAUCGUAUGACUCUGUGACUAAGCGUAGACAGUUCUUUGUUGAAAAACGACUGUGCUUUAAUUGUGGUCGACCAGGCCACCGCGAAAGUAAAUGUCGCAGUAGGGGGUGCUACAAGUGCAAGGGCAAACAUCACACUAGCCUUUGUGAUAAACUGCAGGAAAACAAUAAUCGAGAAAACCACAACGCAAUGUUAAAUGGAUAUUCCCCAUCCUCUGAAGAGAAGUCUUUACCAGCUAUUGUGCCACUUAAAAUUAAGGGUAAGACAUUUUGGGCGUAUCUCGACACGGGCUCUGGGAGAAAUUUCAUCUCGAAGGAAGCAGUGCGACAUUAGAGACCUUUAGAUUGACGUUUACUGCAAACGUCAAACCGCUAGCGAGGUUUUUGAUUUUACAACUCUAUUAUAAUAGCUUUUACACCAGUUUUGAAAUAUGUUAAACUUGUUAAACUUGUGCUCUAUAGCAAUGAUUUAAGAAAGCAAAUUAACCACUAGUCAUGCAAUUCACCAAAGCAGUAAAUUGAGAUUUGGCGUUUGAAGUUGGCGUUUGGCGUAUAAAUUUCAUGUUUGAACUGCUACGAGGGGUUGUAGUCGUUAAAGCAUGAAAUUUAUACGCCAAACGCCAACUUCAAACGCCAAAUCUUAAUUUACUGCUUUGGUGAAUGGCAUGACUAGUGGUUAAUUUGCUUUCUUAAAUCAUUGCUAAAGAGCACAAGUUUAAUAAGUUUAACAUAUUUCAAAACUGGUGUAAAAGCUAUAAUAAUAGAGUUGUAAAAUCAAAAACUUCGCUAGCGGUUUGACGUUUGCCGUAAACGUCAAUCUUAAGGUCUCUAAUUAAGACUAUCACCCCAUGCAACCUAUUGCAAAAUACGGACUGAUCAAGUCUACAAGGGAAAAUCAGAGGAUCCGAUUGUAGAAGGAACGACCUUCGGCUGGGUAGUUCAUGGCGGCCAAGAUUACGCAGACUCAAGGUGCAUGUAUGUUUGUGACCAUAGUGAUUAUGAACAGCUCUAUUCCCUAGAUGUCUUGGGAGUAGAGGAUCGAGGGGAGAAAGAUCAGUCAACAAUUUAUGCAGAAUUCCAAGAAAGCAUCACUAGGAAAGAGGAUGGAAGAUACGAAGUUGCUGUUCCAUGGAUACCUGGAGCUGUAUUGUCAAACACUAAUGAAGAACCCAGUAGGAAGAGACUCCACAAUGUAAACAGGAAGUUGAAACAGAAUCAACAGCUCAAAGAUGAAUACGAGAAAAUUGUGCAUGAACAGUUGAAAGACGGAGUCAUUGAAAAGACCAAAGAGAGCUCGAAUGGGGAACGUGUGUUCUACAUGCCACACAAACCGGUGAUUAAAGAAAAUGCCUCUACAACCAAGGUGAGAAUGGUGUUCGAUGCCAGUGCCAGACCCCAUCCGACGGCCAAUAGCGUCAAUGAAUGCAUACACACUGGCCCCCCACUUCAACCAUUGUUAUGGGACAUAUUAAUCAGAGCCAGAAUGUCAACCCAUCUACUACUCGCAGACUUGCAGAAGGCGUUUCUGCAGGUUGGUUUGAAGGAAGAUGAUCGAGAUGCGUUUCGGUUUCUGUUUGACAUUAACGGUCAAGUAGAACAUUUAAGAUUUACCCGUGUGCCUUUCGGCGUGGAAGCCAACCCAUUUAUGCUCGGUGCCACCCUGCAACACCACUUCAAUCUGCAGCCAGAAGAGUACCAAAACACCAUUGAGUCGUUAAAAGAGAACACUUAUGUUGAUAAUCUAAUGAAGACCGGAAGUGAUAUUGCAGAUCUUGAAGAUUUCAAACGCGAAGCGACAGAAAUCCUAGAAGACGCGAAGUUCCCAGUCCACAAGUGGGAGUCGAAUGUCGAAGAACUUGACAACGAAUCAAAUCCCAGCAAAAUACUCGGAUAUAAAUGGAAUACGGAAGAAGUAGGCAUCAGUUGGAAGUACUGUCCAUCCGAGGAAAAUUUAGCUGAUUUAGGGAGUCGGCCGGAGAGCUUCGAUCGACAAAAUGGAAAAGGACGGUUGGUUUAAUGGUCCCGAGUGGCUAGUUAACCCAGACAAAUGGCCAAAACAACCAAAGCUCGAGAGAACAAAGGCUGUCCUGGACGAGCAGAAGCCGAUGACGGAAGUAGCUUUCAAUACGGAAGAAAAGGGUCCGGCCAAAUGGGACUUGCUACUUUCUAGAUCAAGCUACUGGAAGACUAUUCGUGUUACUGCGUGGGCGUUAAGAUUUGUAAGCAAUGCAAGAGCCAGAAAACAGAAAACUAACCUAGCGAAAGGUCCGCUGACGACGAACGAGCUAGAACAGUCAAAAGUGCGAUGGGUGAAGAAGGUCCAAGAAGAUAUGAGUUCAGAGCUACGAGCACCUGGAUGGGAAGUCAUACGAGAAGGUGAUUCUGGUUUACUGAAAUGUAAAGGUCGAAUUCCCGGGUAUCAGCCGAUAUGCUUGGAAGGAGGAGGCUUUACGGACAAAUUGAUUAUGUAUACACACAAUGAGAUACGUCAUUUUGGUAUCGCGAACACGAUGGCCGCACUAAGAGAGAACUGGUGGAUUCCGAGACUGCGCUCGAAAGUUAAAAGGAUCAUUAACGAAUGCAACGUAUGUAAAGCGUACCGAGUCAAACCAUAUGGUCGUACAGCAACUGCCGAACUACCUACGUUUCGAAUCGAAAGCGGACGACCAUUUGAAACAACUGGUGUUGAUUUCGCGGGUCCCCUCACAUAUAAGCUUACCAUUGACGAAUCAGACACGGAUGAUGGAGAAGAAGUCGUGAAGUUACACAAACGAAUGAAGCAGAAACGAGAAGACGCGUGGCAAAGAUGGAAGACGGAGUACGUACAUAGUUUGAUGGAACAUCAUCGAGUGAUUAAAGGGGAAAAUGCGUCUCCAGAAGUGGGAGAAAUGAUGUUGGUGGUCGGUGAGGAAAAGAAUUGA